UAAUAAGAACCGCUCCAAAUCCCGGGAAGUAGAGGAACUCCGGCACGGCGGCACCCCCUUUCUAAGGCCCCAAACAAGGGGAAGGAAGGAAAGAUCUAUUCACUACGCAGGGAAGGCGGAUCUCCACAUUGCCAACGAAGAUGUCAUUAGCACUCCAGAGAUCAACGGGGAAGAGAAAGCUAGGGCUUGCUCAAACGGCUGCCGUCGAUCUUGACUCAGAUCCCAAGUAUAAUGGUGACCCCAUUUCAAAACAUCGAACGUGUUGGAUGCAUGUGGCGGUUUAUUUGCGUGCUCGUGAACAGAGGAUACCUAAAAAAAUGUUUUUAGACAUUAAAUCAAGCGCCCCAUGUCUGUUAGGUAAUUUCCCACGUGGUGCAAGAUCAAAAAGACGAGCCAAGUGCAAGAGUAGAAUCUCUAAACCAAAGAAGAAGCUGGACACGGAAACAUUUGACCGCUAUUUGGAAGCUUUAUGGAGCAGCUUCUCAGAGUGUAAAAGAACUUCCUUUGCAUGCUUAGACAGUUUAUGGUUUGCAUUAUACAUGAAAGGAUUUUCUCAAGAAAAGGUGUUAUCUUGGAUUAAGAGGAAGCAGAUUUUUUCAAAGAAAUAUGUUUUUGUUCCUAUAGUUUGUUGGAGUCAUUGGAGCCUCUUGAUCUUCUGCCACUUUGGCGAGAGUAUGCAAUCAAAAACAAGGACACCAUGCAUGUUGCUACUGGAUUCACUGGAAAUGGCUGACCCUAGGAGGCUUGAACCAGACAUAAGAAAAUUUGUAUUGGAUGUUUAUAGAGCUGAAGGCAGGCCUGAGAACAAAGAGAUGAUUCGACGAAUUCCUUUGUUGGUUCCUAAGGUACCACAGCAAAGAGAUGGUGAAGAAUGUGGUAAUUUUGUUCUUUACUACAUGAAUUUGUUUUUGGAAGGUGCUCCAGAGAACUUCAGCAUCGAGGGCUACCCGUACUUUAUGAAAAAAGAUUGGUUUGAUCCUAAAGGCUUGGAUCACUUUUGUGAGAGGCUCAAGUCAUUUGGAAAAUAAUAUUUCCACUAGUUUUGGCGGAUUGAACUCUCUGGAAAGUGAUGUCCACUGCCAAGAAGUCAUCCUCCAUUGAGUACCUUUUUCUUUUCCAGGUGUGAUUUUUUACUGGAGUCUGCUUUAGGUGCCUAGCAGAAGUCCAUAGGAACUGGUCAGCCUGGAAAAAGGAAGGCAGACAGGUUCCUGUUUUGUGAAUACUAACUGCAGAACGUAGGCAAAGCUUCCAAGCCUGUAUAUAGCUAGGACGGACCAUAUUCUAUGGGUAUCAUGUCUAACGCAAUAUCUAAACCAAGCAGUUAGUCUAAGUCAUGGUUAGAGUAUGUAUGUAUAUUCACUCUGGUCAAAUAGACAGGUGGAUUUAUGAAAUAUGUGAGUUAUUUCUCUCUUACUUCUCAAAAAAUUAAACCUUUUACA
Rubroshorea leprosula is the source of this 1439-nucleotide messenger RNA. Lineage: Eukaryota; Viridiplantae; Streptophyta; Magnoliopsida; Malvales; Dipterocarpaceae. The record is from the annotation of a GenBank genome assembly.